CCCGGUAGAAGUCUUGACUGACCAACCGCUGGGUGCAGUGUUGCGAAAUUCAACAUCCUCCGGGAGGAUGGUGAAGUGGGCGAUGAUGUUAACUCAAUUCAACAUUGAGUACCGGCCGAGAUCAGCAAUCAAAGGGCAAGCCCUUGCGGACUUCCUCGUGGAAAUGACCGGUGUAACUCCAGAUGCACCGGUCGACAAGCCUACCGAGCAGUGGUGGGAGAUGGCAGUAGACGGGGCGUCCGGUCCUAAAGGUUACGGGGGUGGUAUAGUUUUUACUACCCCGGAAGGAUUCAAAAUUUACCAUGCAAUCAUCUUCAACUUCAAGCUGACAAACAACGAGGCAGAAUACGAAGCUCUGGCUGGAGGGCUCAGACUUGCCCAAGCCCUGAAGAUCGACCGGGUCCGAAUCAAAUCUGAUUCCAGUUUAAUCGUUGGACAAGUGACCUGUAACAUGGAAGCCAGAGAAGGGCGAAUGGCCCAAUACAAGGACCUGGUGAUUGCCUUGUUGAAAGGCUUUGAAGAAUUCAAGAUCGCCCAAAUCCCCUGGGCGGAAAAUGCAGAUGCAGACCUUCUCUCCAAAUUGACGCAGUAUGUUCCCGAGCAUGUUUCAAAACUUGCCCGGGUAGAAAUUCUUGAUCAUGCCAGCAUUGAAAAAUUGGAAGUAGCCGCCAUAGCAGAAGCAGGCCAACCUGACCGGUCAAACUUGGUCGGGGUGGAUGACCACUGGAUGUAUGAUCUGAUGGAAUAUCUGAUGGACGGGACCUUGCCGGAACAAGAUGACCGGGCAAGAAAAGUGAAGCUCAGGGCACCCCGGUUCCAAGUCCUUGACGGAAAGCUGUACAAGAGGGCGUUCGGGGGACCCCUCCUAAGGUGCCUAACCAACCGAGAGGCUGAACGGGUCAUAGCAGAAGUCCAUGAAGGUGUAUGCGCGGCGCAUCAAAUGUCCCGCACUCUUUCCCAGCGCAUCAUCUUGUUGGGGUAUUACUGGCCAACAAUUGUCCAGGAUUGCGAGAGGUACGUCCAGAAGUGCAGAACGUGCCAAGUGUUCUACAAGUACCCUGGUAGGCCGGCAACCUACUAUCACCCCGUAUCAAAUGUCAUCCCUUUCGCUAGAUUCGGGGUGGAUAUCAUUAGAGCGUUCCCAAUUGCCCAAGGAAGGAAGAAGUUUGUAAUCGUGGCCAUCAAUUACUUCACCAAGUGGAUUACAGCUGAAGCACUAUCCAAUAUCACCACGCAACAAUGCAAGAAAUUCAUUUGGAAGAACAUCAUCACAAGGUUUGGGGCUCCCAUGAACCUAAUCACCGACAACGGCCCACAAUUCCGAAAUCCAAGAUUCACCGAAUACUUGGAGGGCUUUGGAAUUAAGCACAACCGUUCUUCGGUGGCCUACCCCCAAGGAAAUGGCCAGGUGGAGAAUGCCAACCGAACAAUUGUGGAUGGUCUAAAGAAGCGGCUGGGAGAAGCGGGAAACAAGUGGCUGGAAGAGCUCCCCCACAUCAUAUGGGCGUUCCGAGUAACACCCAGGAGGGUUCAUGGGGAAACUCCAUUCUCCCUAACUUAUGGGUGUGAAGCAAGGCUGCCCAUUGAAGCUGAAUUCCCAACGUUUCGGGAAUCAAAUUAUCAGCCCUAGCAAAAUGAAGAAGACCACUUGGU
Messenger RNA from Cuscuta campestris, 1653 nucleotides. Lineage: Eukaryota; Viridiplantae; Streptophyta; Magnoliopsida; Solanales; Convolvulaceae. The record is from the annotation of a GenBank genome assembly.